AUGUGGUGUCCGUCCCUUAACUACAUCACUUUGCAUUAUGCCUACAUCUUUGUCAUGGGACUGCUGUCCCUCCCCUUCCUGUACUUGCACGGCAACAUGUCCGCCAUGGACGCCUACUUCAUGGGCGUCAGUGCAUCGACAGAGUCUGGACUCAACGUUCUUGACCUGAAUGAGCUGAGGCUGUAUCAGCAAAUAUACCUGUACUGCACGACUGUAUUCACGCAGAUGGGCUUCACCAACAUCUUGGUCGUCGUCGUCCGACUCUACUGGUUCAACAAGCACCUAAGUGACUUUGACCCUCGGGAAGAGUCUGACUUGGAAUUCGGAGAACCCAAAGCACCCUCGCCAGGCAUAGAUGAUGUAGGCGAUGGCAGAGACGCUGGCAACGGAACAGCAGCAAGGAAGGCACGUAAGACGUGUGACGACUUGGGUCUUCACCCUCAGCACGACACGCUUACUGACCGCGGCGGCGCAGAAAUCGCGAGCCAUGGGGCGGCCGACAUGCGUCAACACGACCCUCAGACGUUGAGGCCCCUCGGAGAAUCGAGAUCCCUGGACAGAGCCGCCGCUCUGGCAUCGUCCGUGUUUGUCAUUGGCAGGGAGCCGACGUCGUCUCCCAUGUCCAGAGAGCCCGCAAGGCGUCGUCGAGUAUCCGACGACAUGCCGUACCUGUCCUCUGGCGCAACUGUCGGGAGGAACUCGCAGUUUUACAAUCUAACCAGGCAAGAUCGCAACGAGCUGGGGGGCAUCGAAUACCGCAGUCUGAAGCUGUUGCUCAAGGUCGUCGUCGUCUACUACUUCGGCGUCCAUCUUGUCGGGGCCAUUGGCCUGGUAGGCUGGAUCCUGCAAGGGAGCCCAAAGUAUGCGGCGCACCUCGCCGAGUUCGCCCAGGACAAGAUCUGGUGGGCCUUCUACACGUCUCAGACGGCCGUCUGCAACCUAGGAUUCACCCUCACGCCCGACUCGAUGCUGUUCUUCCGAGACGCCCCCUGGGUCAUGUUCUGGCUGAGUCUCCUCACGUUUGCCGGCAACACGCUGUACCCCGUCUUCCUGCGGUGCAUCCUGUGGACAAUGUCCAAGAUGACGCCUCGCCGCUCGUCGAUCCAGGAACCCCUUCAGUUCCUGCUGGCUCACCCGCGCCGAUGCUACGCGCUCCUGUUCCCCUGCGGCACCACGUGGGCGCUGUUUGGCAUCAUCAUGGGUCUCAACCUCCUCGGCACUCUGAUCCUCCUUGUGCUGGACCUGCACAACCCCGAGUUCACGCGGCUGACGGCAGCCCAGCGAGUGGCCGCGGCCUUUUUCCAGUCCGCCGCCGCGAGACACACCGGCGCCGCCUCGUUUACGCUGUCGAGCCUGAGCCCCGGUGCGCAGUUCACCCUCCUCGUCAUGAUGUACAUCUCUGCGUUCCCCGUCGCCAUGAGCAUUCGCUCGUCCAACAUAUACGAGGAGAAGUCGCUCGGGUACUAUGCGCCAGACCCGACGUACGACGAAGACCGAGGGGCGACGUAUCUACUCCAGCACAUGCAGAAGCAGCUCGGCUUCGACCUGUGGUACAUCUUUCUGGGGCUGUUCUGCUUGAGUGUUUCCGAGGCCAGUAAACUCGCGGAUCCCAAUCAACCUGCGUUUUCAUUCUUUGCCCUCUUCUUUGAGGUGGUUUCGGCCUACGGCGGUGUUGGCUUGACCAUGGGCUACCCGGGCAUCACUUCGGCGCUGUCGACGAGAUUCACCACGUUCGGAAAGGUGGUCAUGUGUGCCAUGAUGAUUCGUGGCCGGCACCGGGGGAUGCCGCACGGGCUGGACAGGGCCAUUAUGCUUCCGGGCGAGUGGCUCGAGGAGGAGCGUUCAGGGUGA
Molecule: messenger RNA, 1851 nt
Organism: Metarhizium album ARSEF 1941
Lineage: Eukaryota; Fungi; Ascomycota; Sordariomycetes; Hypocreales; Clavicipitaceae
Product: Potassium transport protein, high-affinity
Exons: 9
Coding region: 1-1851 (616 amino acids)
Biological process (GO): potassium ion import across plasma membrane; intracellular potassium ion homeostasis
Cellular component (GO): plasma membrane
Molecular function (GO): high-affinity potassium ion transmembrane transporter activity
Source: RefSeq, a predicted model, not a curated record